This is a messenger RNA of Tachyglossus aculeatus (Australian echidna), 870 nucleotides long. RefSeq names its product UBA like domain containing 1 (gene UBALD1). The transcript has 4 exons. Lineage: Eukaryota; Metazoa; Chordata; Mammalia; Monotremata; Tachyglossidae. The record is from RefSeq and is a predicted model, not a curated record. Bases 1 to 870 code for a protein of 289 amino acids. Gene Ontology annotation, molecular function: protein binding.
AUGCUGGCAGGAGGCCACGCGCCCCCGCCACGUGACCGCGCCGCGGGGGCCACCCGAUUUGAUGACCUUAUAUGGUCCCGGCAGCCCUCUCCGGGUCCCACCCUGUUCCCCGAGUCGGAGGAGGCCGGGCUCGGGGAAAUCCCUCCUCCUUCCGUCCCUCAAUGUUUGGAGGAGCCGGAGUGGGAGCCGGCUUGGCCAUGGUGCUCCUCUGAGGCCCCACAGAGCGAGCCACAGGAGGCAGGCCCCUCACCCCGGCCCCUCGGACCCCCGACCCCCCGGGAGGAGCAGCCUGUCGGUCGGUGGGUCGGUCUGUCGGUGGGUGCCCGGUGUCCGGUGCCCGUCCGGUGCCCGGUGAGCAUGGACGAGCUGAAGCACCAGGUGAUGAUCAAUCAGUUCGUGCUGACCGCGGGCUGCGCCGCUGACCAGGCCCAGCAGCUCCUGCAGGCCGCGCACUGGCAGUUCGAGACGGCCCUCAGCGCUUUUUUCCAAGAAACAAAUAUCCCUUACAACAGCCACCACCACCAUCAGAUGAUGUGCACUCCUGCCAACACCCCAGCCACCCCUCCCAAUUUCCCCGACGCCCUCACCAUGUUCUCCCGGCUCAAAGCCUCGGAGAGCUUCCACAGCAGCAGCCCCGUGGCUUCCAUGGCGACGUCCCCUCCCCCGCCUCCUCCGCCCCUCCCUCACCUCGGGGGCUUCGCCCCGGGCUGGCCAGCCACCUCACCCCCAGCCCAGCAGCAGCAGCAGCAGCAGCAGCAACGCAUGUGGACUCCUGCCCCUCCCUCCCAGCCCUCGGGCUGGCCCGCCUCAGUCUCCCAGCAAGCCACCCCUGAACAGAAGGCCAGCGUGACCAUGGAGGCGGAGAGAUGA